Molecule: messenger RNA, 2948 nt
Organism: Cyanistes caeruleus (blue tit)
Lineage: Eukaryota; Metazoa; Chordata; Aves; Passeriformes; Paridae
Source: RefSeq, a predicted model, not a curated record
ACCACACCCAUGGCCUGCAACAACAUCUGCCGUCCCUGCGGACCCACCCCGCUGGCCAACAGCUGCAACGAGCCCUGUGCCCUGCAAUGCCAGGAUUCCCGUGUUAUCAUUGACCCUUCCCCUGUGCUGGUCACCCUGCCAGGACCCAUCAUGACCUCCUUCCCCCAGAACACCGUCGUCGGAUCCACCUCCUCAGCUGCCGUUGGCACUGAACUCAGUGUGCAGGGACAGCCCAUCUCGGGUGGAUUUGGUGGCUUUGGCUAUGGCCUUGGCUAUGGCCGUGGAUUUGGCUACGGGCUGGGAGGCCUGGGCUGCUAUGGCAGAAGGGGUGGCUACAUCUGCUAAGGGUCCUCAGCACCACCCCUGACACCACCAGGUUGGGAUUCUGACAACAUCUCCUGCAAGUCAAGCACCUGGGCUGAUCUUCGCCCAUCUUGCGCCUCACACUGGAUCCCCUCUGUUUCAUUCUUCCGUCUCUUCGCUCUUUUGCCUCAAUAAAGUUUUUCUUUAUUAAAGCCUGAAAUGCCUCCUCUUCCCUUUUGAAUUCCAGUGGUCGCACAUCCUCACCUCACACAGUGCCCGGGCUCAACGUUGGUGAAAGGAAAAAGGGCACAACACUUUUCUCUAGGAAAUGUGUCACCAACAGUAACAAACAAGACCUGUACAGGAAACAGAGAAGGGGGGAAUCUUCCAAAAUAUUUUACAAGCCAAACACCUGCUAUACCAAAGGUUUUGACACAUUUACGCUCUCCUGCUCAUGGCUCUGUUGAAGUCUCUCUUGGCCAGCACACACUUGAUAAAGUCUCUUCCCAAGACUCUCAAGCCUUCUGAACAAACAGUCAUAAAAUCUUCCACUUGGGCAGGAACUCGAAUGCAAGUGCUUCAUUCCCUUCUGCUCAAGCAGAAUCAUCAAGAGCUGAGUUUCCAGCACCAUGGACAGUUCAUAUUUUGCACUCCCAGCAGUCUCAACCGCCUCUUCCCCUGUGUCCAACACACUGGAAAACUCUAGCUUUCUUUUCCCACAGAAUUCCAGCUGUUUUCCCUUGUGCCCAAGGCUUCUUGUCCUCCAUGUGUGCAUUGCUGAGAGCAGCCAGGCUGCCUCAAAUUUAUUCUCUGCCAUCAGGGAUUUGCAGACACUGAUGACACCGCCCUGUCCAGCCUUGUCCCCUGGGAGUCCCAGCUCUCACAGCCUCUCCUCUGGGAAAGAUGCUCCUUUAGAAUAUUGCUGGCCCUGAAAUGGUCUUGAUUCACUAAAUUAACUUCAUUUUCACACAGGAGUGGCCAGGGCUGUACACAACCCCUCACAGGUGACCUUGCCAGUGCUAAACAGAUGGCAAGAGUCAGCUCUCCUCACUUGGUCAUAACACUUUUCCAGAUCCUACCCUGGACACUUGAGGUCCCUGUUCUCACAAUGGUACAGGGACAACUCCUGCUCCAUUUCUUCUCCACCACAACCACAAAGGCUUUUUCAGAGAAGAAAACAACUGUUCCAACUGACACUCAGACAUUUUAUCUCAUCUGGGAUGACUCCCCUGACACGAAACAGGGUUUAGAGCUGUUAUUGCUGAGCUCCAGCAGAUGUCCAGGAUCACUCAGGUAUUCGGUGUUGGCCAAAAGGAUCCAACUCCUGGGCUACAGCACUGGGGACUUACUGCCAUCUGGACUUUGGGGCACUGAUCACAAGCCUCUGGACCUUCAGACCUUUCUCAGGCCACCACACUGGGCACUGACACAACUCAGACUUGUCCGGUUGUCGAGAAUCAUGGAAAGCUCAUCUCCAAGAACACUGUGCCACCUCCAAAUCCUCAUUCUGACAAUCAGAUAUUGCCCAGAGAACUGACCUCACACCUCAGCCCAAGUCAGGACCUAAAAUGCCCUGGAUAUCAAAACCUUAUAAUUAAGAGGGGUACCAAGAAACCCAAAGAGGAUGAUCAACACGAAAAACAAGGUUUAAUGUCAGAAUUUGCCAUACUGGGGAAAUGUGAAGGAGGGAAUGCGAUCGAAGGGGCAACACCCGAUACUUGGAACAGCUGGAAAGCUCAGACCAGCCUGACAGCGCUGAGAGAGACUGGGAGCAGCUCUUCACAACACGCCCACAAACCACAGCACACGAGGGCCAUGGGAUGACCUAAAUGAUGACACCCCAGCUGUCCAAAGUUUUGGUCACAUCUUCAACCUGCCCUGACAUGACCCAUCAAGAGCAGAAUUUGGUCGGUAUUAAAAGAAUUAAAAGAAUUAGAAGAAUUAAAAGAAUUAAAAGAAUUAAAAGAAUUAAAAGCUGCCACCAAGGUUGUGGCCUCAAAAGAAGGACGUGGAAUCACAAAAUUUAAAAAGACACGUCAGAAGCAUGAGAGAAGAGGGAAGAGAAUCACACAGACUGUCCGUUAGUAAUUAUUAGGUUUUGCUCAGAGGAACACAAUACUAACAUUUAUAGAAAAUAAGUUAUGAAAGCUUGUGUUUUGAAUGCGGAAUAAGGGAAUUGAGGUCACAGCCCUGGCAAAAAGAGAUCAGGCGCUAGUUUGUUGUUUGUUUACUGGAUUUCAUAACCAGGUCAAGGAAUACACUUCAAAUGACAGAGAAUGUUGUCACGUAAAUUUGAGAAAUACAAAUGGAGCAAAACAUUGGAACGAGUUCAGCCUGACCACGCUCUCAUUUUCCAGAUCCUGUUUCAAUCCCAUUCAAGACAGAAGGCCAAGAGCUCUUGUUCAUCCAUCACAAAGAAAUCUCAAGCACUGGGACCUUGCCAAGCUGUUGCAGAGUGACCUCCCCAGGACAUCAGCAGCUCCCUCAGCAUUCCUGGGUGCAACCCAAUGACUGAUGGACACCCAGUGGCACAGAAGAGGAGCCCAGUCUUCACAAGGCACCGACAAACCACAGCAGACAAGUGCCACAAAAUGACCUCACUGAUGACAUUGCAGAUCUCCAGGGCUCUGGUUGUUUAUUCAGUC